This is a messenger RNA of Arachis ipaensis, 1866 nucleotides long. The record is from RefSeq and is a predicted model, not a curated record. Lineage: Eukaryota; Viridiplantae; Streptophyta; Magnoliopsida; Fabales; Fabaceae.
CCAGAAACGAUUAACACACACUACAUCGCCUAUAUAAAAUAUUAGAAGGAAAGAAAACUGGGUGCGUGAGUGAAUUAAUUACUUCGUUAGUUAGUUAUUGUGUUCAUUCACUUGGCGCGCAACCAAAUUCAAUGGCGCCAGCUUCUGUGCUUCCCAAUUUGAAAUGGUUGCCACUGAAUUCCAAAUUCAAUAUCAAGAGCCAACUCCAAACAAGCAACAUUGACGUUGACACGGUUAAGCUUCCCGAGAAAACCCGCAACUCGAGAGUCUUGAUCCUUGGUGGAACGGGUCGGGUCGGUGGAUCCACCGCCAUUGCCCUCUCCAACCUCUGCCCUGACCUCCGCAUUGUCGUCGCCGGUCGAAACAGGGAGAGAGGUGAAGCUAUGGUUGCAAAACUGGGGGGCAAUUCUGGUUUUUCUCAGGUUGAUAUGAAUGAUGAAAAUUCACUCCAAAAUGCUCUUCAAGAGGUGGAUCUUGUGGUUCAUGCGGCGGGGCCGUUCCAAAAAGAAGAAAAAUGCAGCGUGCUUGAAGCAGCCAUAAACACCAAGACGGCAUAUGUUGAUAUCUGCGAUGACACAAAGUAUGCGUGGCGUGCUAAGUCCUUUAUGAGAAGAGCAUUAGGCGCUAAUGUUCCAGCCAUAACUACCGGAGGAUUAUGCCCCGGACUCAGCACAGUCAUGGCGGCAGAGUUAGUCCGCGCUGCACUAAGUGAAAGUGAUCAAGAUAAGCCAGAAAGCCUAAGGUUCUCCUACUAUAUAUCUGGAACUGGUGGUGCUGGUCCAGCCGUGUUGCUUGGUAGCCUCUUCUUGUUGGGGGAGGAAGUAGUUGCAUAUAGCAAAGGAAUUUACCAGAGGUUAGAUGUGCUUAUGAGAAUCUAGGAGUGCCAACUGUUAGUGCUCGAUUUGGAUCAGCACCAUUUUUCUGGAAUUGGGGAAUGGAAAAUUUGACCAAAGUUCUUCCUUUGGAAUUUCUGAGAGACAGGAGUAAAGUGGGAAGGUUGGUUGAAUUAUUUGGUCCUUUAAUUGAAGCAGUUGAUGGGAUUGUCGGGGAACAUAUAUCAAUGAGGGUUGAUUUGGAGUGUGCAAGUGACCGCAGCAGGGUUGCCAUCUUCAGUCACAGGAAACUUUCCACAGCUGCAGGAAUUGCAACAGCAGCAUUUGCACUUGCGAUUCUAGAAGGAAGCACAGAGCCUGGUGUUUGGUUUCCUGAUGAGGUUCAAGGACUUGCAAUUGAGGCCAGAGAAGUUCUUCUCAAGCGUGCUAGCCAGGGUACAUUUAACUUUGUAAUGAACAGAUCACCAUGGACGAUUGAAACAAAUCCAAAGGAGCACGGAUUAGGAAUAUAUGUAUGAGCUGGGAUCCAAACGUGAAAUUCAGUAAAAUUAUUUUGUUGUACUGAUAGGUGUACAAUGUAAUCGCUUAUCAAAGGUGUACAAUGUAAUGAAUGUAUAGUCCAUGAGAGAUGAUUAAUGGAAAAGAAGCUAUAACUUUCUUAUGUUAUACGGAACUAAGAUGUUGAUUUGACCAUGUUUAUGUUAAAAUAAAUAAAUUAAUUAAAUAAAAAGAAUUACAUGUUCCUGAAACAAUUAUGGAUGUCCCAAAAAAAACCAAUGAUUUCAAAAAUUACUUUGUUAGCAAAAUUGCAACUGGUGGUUUCAUAAGUCGUAAUUACAACCUUAGAAGUGGUAUUACAAUCUGAUUUCAUCUGUACAUCUCAGUAUAGACUUUCUGACAAGUGUGUCUAUAAAAUUUACAUCUGCAAAACCAACAAAAAAAUCAGACCUCAAUCAUAAAAGCAAAAUUUCAAUCUUGGCCAAGCUUAAUUACCGAAACCUACCUCUAAGUAAUGGUCAGCCAUAAAAAAAAA